AUGCUCAUGCUCGGAGAAUGUGAGAAGCUCCUUGGUGAUGGUCUACUCUGCUUGCCUAAGAAACACAACAACCGCUAUGGCCCAGCGGCCGAAAGGGAUCUGCUAGAGCUCUUAUUCCGGUCGCUCGUGGGGCACAACCAGGAGCUGGUACAGCAUCUCUUCCCAGAAGGUACUCCAACGGGACCAUGGAAGCUUGCCGAGGCUCAGGGUGCCCGUGAGGGCGCCGAGUAUAGUGAGGCGGCGCGGGGCAAGCGAUGCGGUCAUAUCUUUCGAGCUGGCGAGGCCACCUACCGAUGUGUGACUUGUGCCGCGGAUGACACUUGUGUGCUGUGUAGUCGGUGCUUCGAUUCGUCCGAUCAUAGUGGACAUCAAUAUCAGAUCUCGUUAUCGUCCGGGAAUUGUGGUUGCUGUGAUUGUGGUGACGAUGAAGCAUGGCGGUUGCCGCUCUUCUGUGCGAUUCACACGGACAGUGGCAACGCCAAAGGAAAGGAGCGUGCGAAGCGCGAAUUACCGUCUGAACUUGUGAAUUCGAUUCGUCUGACUAUCGCUCGUGCACUCGAUUAUUUCUGUGAUGUCAUUUCUUGCUCUCCGGAGCAAUUGCGGCUACCAAGGACUGCUGAGGGCAUCCGAGAGGACGAGAAGGCAUCUCGGCUGCGUCCAGACUGGUACGGUGCUGGUGAUGAUGAGGAAGAAGACCCUGAAUUCGCUGUAAUGCUGUGGAACGACGAGAAGCAUACAAUUCGAGAUGUAUCCAACCAAGUUUCGCGUGCUUGUCGGGAAAGAGAAAGCUACGGCAUGGCCCGGGCGCAUGAAACAAACGAUAUGGGCCGAAGUGUCAUCAAGUAUUCAAAGGAUCUGCAAAGACUACUUACCGUUUCUAAGAUCAUUGAGGAAAUCAAAGUCACUGUCACUGUGCGCUCGGCACGCGACACAUUCCGCGAGCAGAUGUGCGCCACAAUUGUGGAAUGGCUGGCCGAUAUUGCUGGUUGUGAGAUCCUCGAAGACAAUGAGAUCUUCCGUCAGAUAAUUUGCGAGGAAAUGCUCACUCCGUGGAACAAGGGUAGCAGUGGCUCAAAUGAAGACAUUGGCAUGAAGGGCAUCGAUGAUCACCAGAGAAGUGAGAAUGGCCCCGGUCGCACGCUCAUGAUCAACUUGCCUACUCAUGGUCAGGUCAUUUUGACCGCAGACGAUGACGACGACGACGAAGAUGAUGAUGGACUCGACCAGGAUGUAGAUGAGGAUGAGGAUGAGGCUUAUGUCCAGGCUGAAGAUGCGGAUGACGAAGACGACGACGAAAUGGAGAUCGAGCUGUCUCGCCUGCAGGCCGAGCAAGACACAGAUGCCAUGGACAUGGCGGAUGCAGAUGAAGAACUCGCUCUGGCUGAGCGAAUCCUUGCUGAACUUUCACGCGCGCAGCCGCAUUCUCCUCGCCCUCCACGUGCUGAAACCGCAGAGCGCGAAUCAGUUGAACCGGAGCAAUCCAGACUAACUCCCUCUCGCGAUACAAACGCUAAAGGCACUGGAACCGGUGGCUAUAUUAACAUUCCACGCACUCCUGGCUUGAUCAGAAGGAGCCCGGCCAAGGUAGACAGUCACUGGAAAGUCCAGCCACCCAUGCCCGCUGCAGGUGAGAACUUACCACCAUAUGAAGACUUGUGGCAGCGUACUCGUCUGGACUGGCUGGUGCUUUAUGAUUUGAGACUGUGGAAGAAGACACGUACCGAUUUGCGUGAUCUUUAUAUCAGUACCGUUGUCAACGUUCCCCAGUUCAAGCGCAUCAUGGGUCUGCGUUUGUCUGCAUUGUACACGGCAUUGGCUCAGCUUUACCUUGUUGCAGACCGAGAGCCCGAUCACUCCAUUGUCAACCUCUCUCUGCAACUCCUGACGACUCCCUCCAUCACCGAAGAGAUUGUACUGCGAGGAAACUUCCUUACAAAGGUCAUGUCCAUCCUGUAUACUUUCUUGACCACGAGGCAAGUCAGUGAACCGACAGGCGUCAAUCCCAAUGCAACAUUGGCGUUUGAUGCUGGCUCGGUCACAAACAGACGUCUUUACCACUUCUUCCUCGAUCUCCGAUACCUCCUCCAAUCCGAAUAUGUCCAGCAUCGAGUGCGGACUGAAGAGCAAUAUCUUCCUCAAUUCCUCGACCUUGUCAAACUAUCGCAAGGCAUCUGUCCCAAUGUGCGUGCUGUUGGUGAACACGUUGAGUAUGAAACAGAUGCUUGGAUCAGUGCUUCCAUUCUUAUGCGCGAGAUCAACCGACUUUGCCGUAUCUUCUGCGAGUCCUUCCGCAACCCUGACAAUGACCAUGAUGAAAACCUCUUAAGAGCAAUCAAAACUACGACUAAUACUGCUAUCAUCCAUUCAGUCGGCAUGGAGCGCAAGAGAUUUGAUCAGGCCGAGAUUAAGGAAGAGAUGAAAUUCAAAUCGCUGCCACCUUUCGACUUUGAGGUUGGCGCCUCUGGCCAGGUUGUCUGCCACAGAGUUAUUGAGUUCGUCGUUGAGCGUGGUUCUAUCAGUUUCCACCACGCACUUCACUACACUCUGUCCUGGCUUGUUGAAUGCGGACGCAACAUCAGUAGCGCUACCAUGCGCACUGUUAUCUUUGAUGCAGCUCAGACAGCGAGGGCUGCCAUUCAAGACGCUAAUGCGAACGAUCCAAACAGCGUUGACGACCAGUUGCUUUCUCUUGGAACUGAGGAUCUACUUCUUGCUAUGUUCGAUUACCCACUCCGGGUAUGCGCCUGGCUUGCGCAGAUGAAGGCCGGCAUGUGGGUUCGAAAUGGUCUCAGUCUUCGUCACCAAAUGUCCCAGUACCGCGGUGUCUCUUCUCGUGACUUUGCGUACUACAGAGAUAUCUUCCUUCUUCAGACUGCUAUGGUGACUUGCGAUCCCAGCAGAGUUCUUGCUUCUAUUGCACACCGGUUUGGAAUGGUUGAUUGGAUGGCUCGAAACUACACCCCUCGUCCUGGCUAUGAGGAGUCUCAGAUUGUGGAUGUGGCAGAGGAGUUUGUUCAUCUACUGGUUAUCAUUCUGACAGAUCGCACAUCUUUGACGGCUAUCGAUGAUAGCACUCACCUCACCAACGAAAACAUCAAAAGGGACAUUGCUCAUGUUUUGUGCUUCAAGCCACUUUCUUUCUCGGACCUCUCUACCCGCCUGAGCGACAAACUUCUGGACUCAGACAUGUUCCAAGACGUCUUGGAAGAAGUCGCCAACUUCCGUCCCCCGGAAGGCUUAAGUGAUUCUGGAACUUUCGAGUUGAAGCCCGAGAACCUUGACCUCAUUGAUCCGUACAGCGCUCACUACACAAAGAACCAAAGAGACGAAGCAGAGAACAUCUAUAAGGAAUGGAUGGCCAAGAAGACCGGCAAGAAUGCAUCUGAUAUUGUCUUUGAGCCGAAGCUUCGGCCCAUCAGUUCUGGCGUGUUCUCUGACCUUCCUCGCUUUGCUGGUACUGGGCUGUUUGCGCAGAUCGUCCACCAAUGUCUGGAAUAUGUUAUCUCGUCUAAGGAGUGUACACCAAGCAUUCCACCAACACGUGUUGAGACAUUCCUUCAAGUCAUCUUGCAUCUCAUUCUCGCCGCAGUGUUAGAAGAUGAUUCUCACGAAGAUGACAUGGUUGACGAGCAUUCCAACUCCUUCAAUUGGAAUGCCUUGUCCAAGUCCCGAGAGAUCAAGGUGGGCAAUAUAACCAUUGUUGGCCUUCUUGAGAAGAUUUCCGUGACAACCGAUUUCACCUCUUCUGGUCCAAAGAUUCGUCAUAUUCUUAAGCGCAUGUGGCAGAAGCGCCCUCGCACAUAUCACUCGGCAACUGCCUCUCUGAAAUUCCCCUUCGACAGAAUCGAAACCAACUCCCCUGCCAUUGAUGUGGACGGUGAACGAGAGAACAAGAAGAAACAGGCCAUUGAGCGACAAGCUAAGGUCAUGGCUCAGUUCCAGCAGCAACAGCAGCAGUUCUUGAGCAGCCAGGGUAAUAUUGAUUGGGGCGAAGAAGACUUUAGUGAUCUCGAGUCUGACACUGAGGCGGCCCCGGAAAAAAAGCUCUGGAAGUACCCAAGUGGAACUUGUAUUUUGUGUCAAGAGGAGACCAGUGACUCCAGACUAUAUGGUACUUUCGCGAUGAUACAGGACAGUACAAUUUUGCGGCAGACGGACAUCCGGGAUUCCGACAGAAUUCGCGAAGCACUCAAAACUCCCUCAAGUCUGGACAGAUCUGUCGAGGAAAUCAGGCCCUUCGGUGUGGCUGGAGAGAACCACACUACAGUCAAGCGACUUGAUUCUUCUGGUGGUGAAGUCUUGAGUGAAAAGAUUGGGCUGAGCAAAGGGUUUAAUGCAAAAAGCACACUGCGGGGACCUGUCACUACUGGCUGUGGCCAUAUCAUGCACUACUCUUGCUUCGAGGCAUACUGUGGAGCAACUCAACGACGACACACUCAGCAGAUUGCCCGCAAUCACCCCGAGAACACACUGCUUAAGGAGUUCGUGUGUCCUCUCUGCAAGGCCCUUGGUAACGCAUUCCUUCCCAUUACGUGGAAAGGUAAGGAAGAGUCUUGUCUUGCGCCUCUCCCGGAAUCCGAGUCCUUCGACCACUACAUGCACUCAGGCAUUAAGUAUGCCUUGAAUCAACAGCAGAACUUCCCGGUUCUCAUGGAAAAGGAGAAAUCUCUCCCGCAGCCCUACACAGACCUAUUCAUUGAGUACCUCUCGAAGACUCUGGUCCCGCCACUUUCGACAAAGAUCGACCAAUUGAUGGCCUCGUCCUUCCCCGCAUCUGCAGCUGCUCAGUAUAUUGCGUCAGCUCGGAUGCCAAUGCCAGGGAUUUUCCCUCCUACGGAGGACCCCACGCCAUCCAGUCCCCUCCAACAGGUUUCGAGUCCUUCUGAUAGUCCCAUGUCGGAAUUGCUUCAAAUAUAUAGGCGACUAAAGAAGACGAUCAAGAUGAACCACGUCAACUCAAUCUUCACCAACACCCCAGAGGCGCUCAACAAUGAUGAUCUUGUGUUCACCGACUCCUUGAUCCGCAGCUUUGGCUUCAGUAUCUCUGCGGUUGAGAUUGCCCAGCGUGGCAUCGAGUCUGAGCCGGGCUCAACCUUGCUAGACAAGAUUCCUCCCCUGCUACUGACUCACCUCCGUGUUCUAUCGGAGACUGCGUUAACGUACGCUGCUGUUGGGUGUCUUCACUCAACCGGAUCUCCCAAGCUCCGUACAACAAACGAGUUCCAGGAGAUGCAUCGACAGAAGAUUUGUCAGCUGCUUGUCGGUCACCCUUGUUUGAGUGGUACUCCCCUGCUGAAUGAUGUCCGUAAUAUCGAGCCACUUCUGGGUGUUGACACUUUCGUGUUCCUUGCGGAAGCUUCGUUAUCUCUACUUCCAGUUCUGAACAUGGAUAUUCGCCAUCUUGUUCACAUGUGCUAUGUGGCUGAGAUUGUCAAGGUCGCUGUUACCUUCAUUCUUUGGCCAAUUGGUUUGAAGGAAGAGCUUUCCAACCAUCCUGAAGAUCACGCCUCGGUGCCCAACGUAUCUGACGAACAAUUCGGCGUGACCAAGCAAUUCUUUGAUUCGAUCGUGGCUGAACUUAAGGCAAACUCAGUCGGACGUGCCGAGGGCUCUUCCUUCCCCGCCGAGAGUGGCUACGUCAAGGACGGCGAGGAAACUGCCACCCGCAAUGUCAUUUACGCCAUCCGUCGACUCGUUUCGAGUUAUGGCUUGGCGUUCCUGCGCAAGGCAGUGAUUCUUCUUCACGUACAACACGGCGUCGAGUUCCCGAACACCGGCUUCGCUGAUGUCGAUGCAUCCGAACUUGACCGCCUUACAAAGGCACUUCAGCUCCCCUCCCUCGAUGAGAUCCUCAUGUCCAUCAAACCCGCGCGCAAGAGUAACAACGCUUUUGACGCAGUUGUAUCUGGCUGGAUCUUCCACUGGAAUGCCUCGCGCUCAGGUAUUCGCUUCGAAGACCACCGUCUCUGGCCAAGUCUCUCACACCCUGCCCUCUUCGAACUCGUCGGUCUACCCAAAUACUUCGACAGCCUCAUUGAGGAGGCAAACCGUCGCCGAUGCCCCAAAUCCAAGAAGGAACUCAGUGACCCUAGCAUCUGUCUGUUCUGCGGAGAUAUAUUCUGCUCUCAGGCUGUUUGCUGCAUGACCAACAAGCUUGGUGGCUGUAACCAGCAUCUUCAAAAAUGUGGCAAGAACAUCGGCCUGUUCCUCAACAUUCGUAAAUGCACCGUGCUCUACCUGCACAAUACGAACGGAUCUUGGAACUUCGCACCCUAUCUCGACCGCCACGGCGAAGCUGACCCCGGUCUCCGUCGUAACCGCCAACUUAUCCUCAACCAGAAGCGGUACGACCGACUCCUGCGUGAUGUCUGGCUGUCGCAUUCUAUCCCCGCUACUAUCAGCCGCAAGCUGGAGUCCGAGAUUAACAAUGGUGGCUGGGAGACUAUCUAA
This is a messenger RNA of Penicillium nucicola, 6450 nucleotides long. RefSeq names its product putative ubiquitin-protein ligase E3 component (UBR1). Gene Ontology annotation, molecular function: ubiquitin protein ligase activity; zinc ion binding. The transcript is spliced from 2 exons. NCBI's taxonomy places the organism in Eukaryota, Fungi, Ascomycota, Eurotiomycetes, Eurotiales, Aspergillaceae. Gene Ontology annotation, biological process: protein ubiquitination; ubiquitin-dependent protein catabolic process via the N-end rule pathway. The record is from RefSeq and is a predicted model, not a curated record. Gene Ontology annotation, cellular component: cytoplasm; ubiquitin ligase complex. Bases 1 to 6450 code for a protein of 2149 amino acids.